UGAUACUCAGUACCCACGUGGUCGUGGUUUUGUGUGCUAAAUGAACUUGAGGAGUACGAGUCGUCUUAUAUUCAAGGGUGUAAAGUUGCUUUCAGCCAGAGCAGUCACUGUAAGAAGUAUGGCCUACUCAAUAGAGGAGCGUGGCAGCCAAUACAGUCUUGACUACAGAGUGUACUUCAAGAAGGGUGAUAAGUAUGUGUCACCAUUCCAUGAUGUCCCACUGUAUGCUAAUGCUGAGAAGACAGUGUACAACGCGAUCAUGGAGGUGCCCCGAUGGUCUAAUGCCAAAAUGGAGAUAUCUGUUGCGGACAAGUUGAACCCCAUUAAGCAAGACGUGAAGAAAGGCAAAGCACGUUUUGUGAGCAACGUGUUCCCUUACCACGGGUACAUGUGGAACUACGGUGCACUGCCUCAGACGUGGGAGGACCCCUCCCAUAUGGACCCCAACACCAACUGCAAGGGAGACAAUGACCCUCUAGAUGUGUGUGAGAUUGGGUACCGUGUGGCCAAGAGGGGGGAAGUGCGACAAGUCAAAGUGCUUGGCUGUGUGGCUCUCAUUGAUGAGGGUGAGACGGACUGGAAGGUACUGGCGAUUGAUGUAACUGAUCCACUAGCGGAGAAACUCAAUGAUGUGUCUGAUAUUGAGACGGAGAUGCCUGGAUUCUUAGCAGCCACAGUGGAGUGGUUCACAAAGUACAAGGUGCCUGCUGGAAAACCAAAGAAUAACUUUGCAUUCAAUGGAAAAGCAAUGGACAAAGAUUUCACCACCCGUAUAGUGGCUGAGACUCACGACCAGUGGGAGAAGUUGAUGAAGAACCAACAUUCUGACCCCACCUCCAUUAGUCGAGCCAACACGACGGUGGCGGGUGACUAUCUCGUGUCUCAGACUGAUGCUGCCGGAGUAGUGGCCACUUCACCACCCCCCGCCCCAGACACACCCAUUGACCCCAUUGUGGACAAGUGGCACUAUGUGCAGUGAAGAACUUAACAAUAUUAAAUUGCUGUUUGAAUCAAAUUUUAAACUGAUUUUUUUGAGAAUUGUGCAUCAAAUGAGAAAUGUAAUUAAUUUGCUGAGAGA
Halichondria panicea is the source of this 1078-nucleotide messenger RNA. RefSeq lists its product as uncharacterized. NCBI's taxonomy places the organism in Eukaryota, Metazoa, Porifera, Demospongiae, Suberitida, Halichondriidae. Bases 41 to 979 code for a protein of 312 amino acids. The transcript has 9 exons. Gene Ontology annotation, cellular component: cytoplasm. The record is from RefSeq and is a predicted model, not a curated record. Gene Ontology annotation, molecular function: inorganic diphosphate phosphatase activity; magnesium ion binding. Gene Ontology annotation, biological process: phosphate-containing compound metabolic process.